AUGUCCGGUGAAUCGCGACAAGCUGCCUCCGACUUGCGAGUCAGGAAGGCACCGAACCGCCAGUCGCGCUCCUGCAAAGUCUGCCGGCUCCGCAAAGUCAAGUGUGAUCGAGUAAAGCCGUGCCACGCGUGCUGCGCCCAUGGCUACCCGUCAAAAUGCGUCUAUGAAACCGCGCCCGACGAGGACGCCCGGCCGAUCAGCCAAGCUGAAGAAAUUAAGAAUCUUCGCGCGGAAAUCCGAGACCUUCGGGCCCGAAUAGAUGAAAAACAAGAGGGGUUUCGGGGCCAAGAUCUUCAGCGGCUGGACCAGCUGGAGAGCUUAUUUGAGUCUAUUCGCUCAGCCCCGCUUUCUGUUGUCGAUUCACUGGUGCGCGAUAUUCGAGAGGCGCAUGGUGGGCUGAAGAAGGAAUUGACAACUGUAGGGCCGUGGGAAGGCAGAGAAGCUUAUGAAGGUCUUGAUUACUCACGUAGCUCUCCCGUGUCGAUUGUGCCAAUCUGGAAGAGGCUGCGCGAUAGCAGUCCGGAUCAUGAUUUCAAUGACCAAGUAGUUAAGCACAAAGACGAGGAUGACGAGUUCGGUGAUAUUAUGUCGGAGGACAGCGCAUCUGACGGAUCUUCUUCGUCUGGCACUAUUUCCGUCAUGAACAUGCAGCGACCCGUUGUAGAUGUCUUUGUGGAGCGCUUCGUGGACGCGUUUGCCCCCGAGGUUGACGUCAAGUCUGGCCGCGCUGGUGCGCUUCGAGCAGCUGCAGGUAUUCGCAUGUUCUCACCUCUCAUCUCGGACGCUUUCGAGGCUGUCUCGGUAGCCUUCUUUGGUAGGUCCGUCCAGAACAAGCAGAUCGAGGCGUCGGGCUUCCGAUUGUAUCCACGUGUGCUGCGGGGGCUGCAGGAUGCAUUGGUGGACCCCGAGAAAUGCAAAGCCGAGUCCACUUUAGUCACUGUGAUCCUUUUGCUUGCCUUUGAGAGCGUGGAAAGAACGACGCAAAAAGGUGUCUCGGCUCAUGUUCGAGGUGCUGUGCGCUUGAUUGAGCAUCGAGGCCCGGAAAACCAUAUGUACGGUGUUGAGCAUCUUCUUUUCACCGAGUUACGGCCAUAUUGGUUAGAUCGGCGGCGCUUUGGCUGCUCGUCAACCUUCUUUUUGGCCCGUGAGGAAUGGAAAACUAUUCCUUGGUCCGCCAAUACGACCACCAAGGACAUUCUACACCAUCUUCUUGACAUUGCUACAGAUAUUCCAGGUCUGUUGGCCCAGUCUGAUUCAUUUGCAGAGGCUCAAAAAGCCUCCGUGAUGGGUGCCCAAGAAAUGGCCGUCAAGCAGGCGGCACUUUGGAACGGCAUCGCUGCGCUUACUGGGCAGUUCGAGGAGUGGCAUCAUGACUGGGUUGAGUGCUACCCUGAUGGAUCCAUAGAGGAAGUUGAACAGACGAAAGAUCAGGACUUUCCGAUCUUUAAACGGCGCGACCUGCGCACGGGCACGAUAUUCGUACCAACCAAAUUCUCCUACCCCAAUCUUCUUCUGGCGCAGACCAUGUGUGUGUACUAUGCGUUUCGACUGAUUCUCUCCUCGAUUGACAAACGCCCGGAGGGCCGAGUCACUCCUAUGGAACAAUAUGAUUUCGGAUGUGGGAUCUGUCGGACCUUGGAAUGGUAUAUCCAAACUGCUCCAGGCAAUAUGAUCAAUCGUCUCGCGUUUCCCACGCGGGUGGCCUGGGAAGCUUUCCCAGAUGGCGGGCCCGAGCGCGCUUUCAUGAUCGAAGUACUGCAACUAGUAGAGCGACGCCAUUCCCUGGGACUUUGGGGUAGCGCUAUGCCAGAGCUCUCUGUUCGAGAAAACUCGCCGCUCAAUGAUUGA
Molecule: messenger RNA, 1848 nt
Organism: Penicillium macrosclerotiorum
Lineage: Eukaryota; Fungi; Ascomycota; Eurotiomycetes; Eurotiales; Aspergillaceae
Product: Zn(II)2Cys6 transcription factor domain-containing protein
Exons: 6
Coding region: 1-1848 (615 amino acids)
Biological process (GO): regulation of DNA-templated transcription
Molecular function (GO): DNA-binding transcription factor activity, RNA polymerase II-specific; zinc ion binding
Source: RefSeq, a predicted model, not a curated record